This is a messenger RNA of Aethina tumida (small hive beetle), 1470 nucleotides long. RefSeq names its product facilitated trehalose transporter Tret1-like. Gene Ontology annotation, biological process: carbohydrate transport; transmembrane transport. Gene Ontology annotation, molecular function: sugar transmembrane transporter activity. NCBI's taxonomy places the organism in Eukaryota, Metazoa, Arthropoda, Insecta, Coleoptera, Nitidulidae. The transcript is spliced from 2 exons. Gene Ontology annotation, cellular component: membrane. Bases 58 to 1446 code for a protein of 462 amino acids. The record is from RefSeq and is a predicted model, not a curated record.
CAUUCGAAUAGUACCACAUCAUCCUAAACAACAAAAUCGUUUGUUGUUUUUCAAAUAAUGAAAAUAAGUGGUCCUGUGAUCAACAAAGAAUAUAUAAAUCAGUACUUAGCAGCACUAACAGGAUGUAUAACAAUUCUUUGCACUGGCAUGCAGUACGGCUGGGCAGCACCAUCGCUGCCACAACUACUCUCGAAGGACUCUCAUAUUCCAACGACUAGCUCCGAUGGUGCAUGGGUUGCAGCCAUGUCGGUGCUGGGCAACAUACCAGGCUCUCUAAUAGGCGGCUACAUCGUGGACAAAAUCGGAAGGAAAUACACCAUCCUACUGACAUCACCGAUCUACUUCACCACUUGGCUGAUCAUCGCCUUCGCCAGGUCUUUGUGGGUGCUGAACGCGGGAAGGUUGUGCGCCGGAAUGGCGGACGGGUUGAUAUUCACCGCCUUUCCCAUGUACAUGGGUGAAAUCUCGCAUCCCAAUAUUAGAGGACUUCUAGGUUCUUUCAUACAAGUAUCCAUGGUGUUGGGGUCACUUCUGAUUAACAUCGUGGGGUCACACUUCAACAUAGAGCAUACCGCCCUCAUCAUGUCAAUAGUGCCCGUCUUACAUUUCGUUACUUUCUGCUGGAUGCCGGAGAGCCCGUACUUCCUUCUAAUGACAGACCAAGGGGAGCUAGCCAGGAAGAGCUUGCAAAAGCUGCACAACACCGAGGACGUUACCAAAGAGUUAAUAAGGGUUGAAGAUGCCGUGUCCAAAGGCAAGAACGCCAACGGGAAGUUUUGGCACCUAUUUACCGUACCUAGUAAUAGGAAAGCAAUGUACAUAGUCUUUGGCUUAAGGUGCAUCCAGCAGCUGUGUGGAAUCACCGCCAUAAUGUUUUACGUUAAAAUCAUAUUCAAGGAAGCUAAAACAGACAUUUCGGCCACAAUGUCCACCAUAAUUUAUUUCACCAUUCAAUUGGUGCUGUCCAUAGUUUCUUCUGCUUUGGUGGACAAAGCAGGAAGGAAACCUUUGUUAUUAAUGUCCAUAAUAGGUUCAGCCAUUAUGUUGGCUUUGGAAGGAAUCUACUUCUACGUAGAAAAAGAAACAACUUUGGACACCAGCAGUGUAACGUACUUACCACUGAUUGCCAUGUUAGGAUUUUGUAUAGCUUUCAAUUUUGGCAUGGGGACCAUUCCAACUCUUUUCCUAGGGGAGUUCUUCCCUACAGAUGUUAAAGCUUUCGCUCUCUGCCUAAUAGACAUAUUUGCAUGUUUCUUGGCCGCCCUAACAUCAAAAUGCUUCCAAUUUAUGAACGACCAUUUUGGACUUUACUCGCCAUUCUUCUUUUUCACCUCGUGUUGCAUUUUAGGACUGGUGUUCAUUUUGUUAAUUGUACCAGAGACCAAAGGUAAAACUCUGGAAGACAUUCAAAGGGAGUUGAAGGGGGAGAGAAAUGAUGUAGCUUAAAUUAUUAUUUAUUAAAGACUGUAC